CACACCCACCUCAAGGCCGAGGGCGUGGUGAGGCCGCGCACGUGAGAAAACAUGGCGAAACCAAUCUCUAAGACUUUUGAAAAAUUACUGGACUUGAGGAAGCCAAAGUACAUAAAUGGCAGAUGGAGGAAGCCUGUGGUCAGUGCUAGAGAUUUGGCAGAAGCUAGGAAGUCUCUGAUAGCUAUGGGAGAAGAGGUUCCAUCCAAACCAUUGAGGGACAGAGGGAACGAUCGACCUUUUAAACUAUCAAAAUGGGAAAGAAAUAAGGAGAGCAGAGAAGAUAGAAUUGCAGAGAAUAUGAAGCGUAUGCCUGAAAUAAUUGCAGAGUAUCGCAAUAAAAUGGCAGAGCUGAGGAAAAAGACACGAAAAGUAAAGACAGACGAGGAAAAGUACAGAAUAGCAACUGGAAGAGCUAAACCAGAUCUGGAAUACGCAAAAAAUAAAAAGAAAUAAAUCAUAUUAUUAUGUGUAAUAUACAUUUCAACUUGGUAGACUGUAACCAUUUUUAAAUGUGAUUUAAAAACACUA
Amphimedon queenslandica is the source of this 528-nucleotide messenger RNA. RefSeq lists its product as uncharacterized. The record is from RefSeq and is a predicted model, not a curated record. The transcript is spliced from 2 exons. Bases 52 to 453 code for a protein of 133 amino acids. NCBI's taxonomy places the organism in Eukaryota, Metazoa, Porifera, Demospongiae, Haplosclerida, Niphatidae.